Molecule: messenger RNA, 846 nt
Organism: Carassius carassius (crucian carp)
Lineage: Eukaryota; Metazoa; Chordata; Actinopteri; Cypriniformes; Cyprinidae
Product: mitochondrial import inner membrane translocase subunit Tim10 B-like
Exons: 3
Coding region: 178-846 (222 amino acids)
Cellular component (GO): mitochondrial intermembrane space chaperone complex
Source: RefSeq, a predicted model, not a curated record
AGCCACAACCGUCAUGAAGUUCGCUCCUGUGGUCACGUGAUGGUAAACAUGGCCGCGCGCAGUUGAAAGUCAUGCGAUAGCUCUUGAAUAUCGUUACUUAUUUACAUCUCGUUGAAUUAAAAUUUAUUUGCAGUUAUAUAGACGUUUAUCUUGAUAUAUACUGCCAACGAUAUUGUUAUGGACCCUGCCGGACAACUACGAAAUUUGCGGGACUUUCUGCUCGUUUACAAUCGCAUGACGGAUAUCUGCUUCCAGCGAUGCACAAGCAAUUUCAACUACAGAAAUCUGACAAUGGAUGAGGAGCGAUGUGUGGACAGUUGUGCUGGCAAGUUAAUAAGGACCAAUCACCGUUUAAUGGGCACCUAUGUGCAGCUGAUGCCCGCGAUGGUGCAGAAAAGGAUGCAGGAGAUGGAGAGCAAGGCUGCAGAAAUGGCUAAAGCUGAAGCUGCAGCACAAGAGAGUUCAUCAGCAUUAGAAAAUCCAUCUACUGCCAUUCCAGCCACAACAAUACUUGAGAGCACACAGAUACCUUCAACUCCUAAUAAUCCAUCAGAUAACAAAAGCUCAUUAGUGACCGAUGUCUCAGCUUUUGGACAAACACAGUCAUUGUUAGAUGUGCACACAGUCCCAAACAACACACAAACCUUAACAAAUGAGUCUUUAGAAGGACUAGUAGUGCCAUCGCCAGUGAUCUCAACAUCUUCUAGUGUACUUAAAGUAGAUGGAGAUCCCGUCUUGAGUGCAGUAGAAAAACUCAAUCUGAAGCCCAGCAGUGUAACCACCACAUUAGUUCCUGAAGCACGGUCUGAAAGGGGAGCAGGACCGAGCCCCCAAAAUCCAUCUUGA